Molecule: messenger RNA, 450 nt
Organism: Ostreobium quekettii
Lineage: Eukaryota; Viridiplantae; Chlorophyta; Ulvophyceae; Bryopsidales; Ostreobiaceae
Source: the annotation of a GenBank genome assembly
AUGCCCGCGCAGUGCGCCUUCGCAGCCCAGAGGCCCGCAGCCCCCGUCGCCCACCCAAAGUCCCUGGGGGCGCGGUGCCAGAGGCGCGGGCCGUUGGGGGGCGUCGGACGCCUGUGGCGAGGGAGCAGGUCGUUCUGCAAUGGGGAGCGGCCGAAGUUGCCGCCGACAAGGGCCCAGCCGUUGCCGAGCUCCUGGGAGCUGCAGGAAUCCUGGGAAGCCGAGGGAUCCGCGAUCACCGCUGAGGACGAGCUCGAAGACUGGUUUGAGGACGAUGGCCCAGGUGGUGACAUUCAGGAAGCUAUAGCGAUUGCUCUUGCUGCACUGCUCUUGGCUGGGACCAUCAACAUUGGCUGGAGGCUGUUGGUGGUGUGCAUUUCCGUGGCAUCAACGGCAUUCAAGUACUCAGCAGUGGCACUUUUGCUCCUGUUCUUUGUUGUGGUUACCAUUUAG